AUGUUUGGGGGCCGGAAGAAGAAGAGCGAGUCCACACAACACACGCGCCGGAGAUUCGGCGUUGCAGCUCUCGGUGCAGACGAUGAGGACAGCGAAAUCGACGGCGGGAAUUUUUACCCUCACGGCUUUGCCAAGUGGAAUGUCGUACGCCAGAAGACUUGGAGAGUUAUAUCCAGUGAGAAGACGGACUGGAUACUUGCGGUCAUGAUCCUGUCCAGCGUGGUCAUCUUGAUUGUAGAUGCCGACUUGACGGUGAAGUCUCCGAGGAGCCCCGAGGAAGAGAUUCUGCAGGCCAUCGCAAACUAUAUCACCGGUGCAUACACCUGUGUCUAUGCGGCCGAGAUGACUGCCCGCCUCUACGUUUUUCGAACAGAAGUUUUUAAAACGGCCCUCUUGUUCGACUUCUUGAUUGUUGCGGCAGAUGUCCUGCUUCUCAUCGCCGACCUCGUGCUGGAAGGAUUCGCCUUCGAGCUGGGUUUCUUGCGGGUCUUCCGCCUGGCCCGCCUCUUCAGAUUUGUCCGCGUCGUGGGCAUGUUCCCAGAGCUGCAGUUUCUGAUCAAGGGCUUCAUCUCGUCCUUCUCGGCUGUAUUCUGGGGCUCCAUCUUGAUGUGGAUUGUGAUCCUUAUGUGGGCCAUCGUCGCCGUCUACUUUAUUCAGCCCGUCAACCAAGAAAUUGUGGCAGCGACGGGGAGUGAGGAGUGCGAAAGGGACUGCAGAGCCUGGUCAUCAGUUUGGUACUCGGAGCCUUGUCGGCGCGAGGAUUGGGCGUGUGCUUGGUUGGUAGUUACAGACCUCAAAAGCACCACCCUCCAUCUUUCCGACACGUGA
Molecule: messenger RNA, 828 nt
Organism: Symbiodinium natans
Lineage: Eukaryota; Dinophyceae; Suessiales; Symbiodiniaceae
Source: the annotation of a GenBank genome assembly